UUGGUUCACCAAAUUCUGCUCGCUAAAUUGAUUUAAAAACCUAGCGUCAGUGAGACUUGAAAUACGGGAUUUUAAUUAGGAAAUUUGGACGUCUUCUUUUUUAAGUUUUCAUGGUUUUUGGGGAUAAAGUACAGCUAGAAUAAAAAAUACGAAGAAAAUGAAAUUUUUCGACAACAAUCCAUCGCUUUUUUGCGAGGAAGUUGGUACUGCCACAAUGUUAUUUGAAAAAUGGAAUGAUUGUGAAAGAACUGUAGUAAUAUACGCAUUUUUAAAACGCCUUCGAUAUCCUAAUUUAAAAUUUCUACAGUAUUCAAUAGAGAGUGUAUUAGCUCAUAUUACGACAGUAGAACUGCAAGCAUUCGAAUUCAAUUCAAAUAGUUCUGAAUAUUUACAGCAGUUGAUUUUUGCAUAUAAUGAUAAUGAUGAAGCAAAUAGUUACGAAUCAAAUAAUGCAAUAGGUCUACAAAAUGAAAAAAGAUUUACGAGUUUACAUAAUAAAAAAGAAAGUAUAUUAAAAGAAAUUUUAGAAAUGCUCCCAUUAUUAAGGCCUGGAAAUAAUGAAACAAAAUCAAUGUAUUUGUCAUUGAUACCUCUGGCAGUUAAAGAUACAGUAAAACAAACUGUAUCAGCGGAAUUAACACAACAAAUUAUAUCUUAUUUGCUAAUCCACCCCGCCAUUUUUAAUGAUGACCGAAAGUCUUUGAAUCAUUGGCUUAGAUAUUUAGAAGAACACAUUCAAUCAACAAUUAGUUAUAGUAGUAAUAAAAAUGAUAAACACAAAAUCAGUUAUUUUAGUUCUAGUAAUAAAUUCGAGACACAAAAACAAAAUAUGUCGUCACUAAAUAAGCCAAAUCCAACUAGUGGUACGCCAAUUCUAAAAAAUGACAAUUCGUUUCCAGAUAAUACGCAUAAUCAACACAUUCAGCACCACAAUAUUUGGCAAGCAAUUGCACCGCCAACACAAAAUUUUUUAAAAUUAAACGGUCAAGAUUUAACUGACAGUGGUAAGAAAUUAAAUUCGGUACCAGAUAUAUCCGAAAGUUUAAGUGAAGAUCUAAGUCAAAUUCAACUGCAAUCAGAUGCGUCUACUAAACAUAGUUCAGAUUCUUUAAAAUUAAUUUAUGAUUCACAAAGUGUUAGUAGUGAAACGAGUCAGUCAGAAACUUUAGUUGAUGCUGAUAUGACUGGUAGUUCAAUAACAAAUGGUAGUAAUGACCGUCAUAUAUCGUUUUCAAAAAAUGGUAGAGAAAUUUUAGACUAUGAGAGCAGUAACAUGUGUGAUAAGUGCAAUACCAAAAUUGUUGGAUAUAAUUCAGCUAUGCUUUGUUGCUACAACCAACAAAAACAACAGCAUGAAAAGCAAAACAAAGCUUUGAAAAUUAUUACAGCACCCAGAUGGAGUUUAGAUAGUAAAAUGACAUCUGUUAAAACAAGAAGAUCGAACAGCUUAACGACAUCCACAAUAUUAUCUACUUCAUCCUCAACAGCAACUGUUAAUUAUUCAAAUUCUUCAGAAAAUUUACCACAGUUUCUUGCCAAACCUAGAAGUUUUUCAUUAACAAUAGACCAACCCAAAAAUGCUCUUGUACAAAGUGGAUCUGAUACUCGAUUAGACGAUUUGAAACCAGGGUAUAUGCAAUUUCAAACACAUUUUAUUGGGAUGUCAAACAUUGGACAAUGGCUAAAAAGUCUAAGAUUGCACAAAUAUGUCGGCAUAUUUGCUAAUAUGACAUAUGACAAUAUGUUAGAGAUAUCCGAGGAUUAUUUACAAAGUUUAGGAGUAACAAAAGGGGCCAGUCACAAAUUAUCAAAAUGUAUAGAAAAAUUGAAAGAUCGCUUUACCACAAUGACGAAACUGGAGCAAGAUUUACGUACAGGGAAAAUAACAAUUAAAUCUACUGUAGAAGAACUGACUAAUAUUGUGUUAACGCCAAUGAAACCAGUUGACAAUACUCCAGAUAAUGUUGCAGCUAAGUUUAUUCAAUUGUUGGAUUUAGUUGUCAUGUUGGUGACUCGAUCUGAACUAAAUUUGAUUCAAGAUGAAGAAUCUAUUAAUUCAUUACUAUGGAUUUUAGAACGGUCUAUACAUAAUGAAGCUUUUUUAGCUUACUCAAAUCAAUUAAAAGAGCAUAAGUUUAAGCUGUCUAAAAUUCGUCUAUCAUUUGUGCCAAAAAUUCACCCUAAUAAAACAAGUAACAGUAGUGGUUUCAAUAAACCAAGGUGGAAUGGUAAAAAUCGUAAAAGUAAUAAUAAUAAUAGCAAUGGAAACGUUAGUAGUAGUACUGGUAUUCUCAGUACUACUGGUAUUACAAUGAAUGGAAAUGGUGGCGAAAAUUGUUUAAAGUCUGAUAACAAACUCAAUGGAAGUGGUAGCAAAAACAUAUAUGAAUCGGCAAAUAAUUACUCAAAUUCAUCGUAAAUUCUAAUAAUUUAUAUAUAUUGAAAUUUAUAUAGAAUUUUAUGUAGUCAUAUAACCUUAGUGAUCGUAUCGAAUGUUAUGUUAAACAGCAAAAAUAACUAAGUAGUUAGGAAUGGUGAUUACAGUUUAAGAAAAAAUAAACUAAAGUUGACAAUGAAACUUUUUAAAAUUCUGAGAUAAUAAUUGUAAGGAAACUUCAAUGGUUUACUGAAUGCUGAAUUUUAAAUUAGAAAAAAAAAAUCCCGUUAUAUAUUUUUGUUCUUUGGAUAUAGUUUUAAGUAUUUAGUACUGUAAGUAUUCAAAUAUACAUAUAGAAUAUGUAUUAUUUAAGAAGGGAGUUCUUUCAUAUUUAAAUUCCAGUUAAUUAUCUUCAUAUACAAUUUAAAUUUGUACCUUAUUGAAUUUAAAAAUUCAACUCUCUUUCUUUUAACUAAUAUAUACAUAUACAAUUUUUUUUAACAAAUUCCUAUUUAAACUAUUUUAAUUUUUUUAGGAUUUUUUGGUUUUAUAAAAAAAUUGCAUAGUUUGCAUCGUAUAAACCUAACUAUAAUUGUAAAAUUGAUGACGCUCUGUUAAAAAUUUAUUAGCAAUUAAUAAUAUAAAUUGCUAUAUACUGUAGAAAAUUUUCUUAAAAUCAGGAAGAAAGAUAGUCAAAUAAUAUUACAACAUUACAAUUUUAAUUAGCAGUAGUAUUGUUAAGUAAAAUGUUUUAAUUAAAAAAGCAAAUGUGUUAUUAAAAAUUUAAAAUUCUCAUAAAAAAAGAAACAUUUAUUUUAACUUAAAUAAUUUUAUACUGUAGGGUUUAUUUGAUUUCAGUUAUUUUUUAACUAAGAUAUUUUUUAAUUACAUUUUAACAAAUUUUACAUUUUAUUGUAAAAAGAUAUUAAACUUGUUAAAAUUUAACUAGAAUCAUAAUAAAUUAUUGCACUUGGCGAGCAAGUAAAAUUUGACUAAUAAAUUUGAAAUUUAUUUUAAAUUAAAGUUUAUUUAAAAAUUAAUUUGUAUGAAUCUAUUUAACCGCUAAGAAUUUUUCUUAAAAUAAUUAUAUUGUACAUUGAGACUGACUCAUUAUUUUCCGAAAAAAAUGUUUGUAUUGUUUAUUUUUUAAUAAUUAUUUCUUUGUUGUAAAUUUUUUAUUGUAAUUCGGAAAAUAAUUGCUGAAAUUAUUUAUAAAAUUAUAAAUAUAUACAUAUAUU
Molecule: messenger RNA, 3615 nt
Organism: Condylostylus longicornis
Lineage: Eukaryota; Metazoa; Arthropoda; Insecta; Diptera; Dolichopodidae
Gene: smg
Product: protein Smaug
Exons: 3
Coding region: 158-2419 (753 amino acids)
Biological process (GO): nuclear-transcribed mRNA poly(A) tail shortening; negative regulation of translation; regulation of DNA-templated transcription
Cellular component (GO): P-body
Molecular function (GO): translation repressor activity; protein binding; mRNA binding
Source: RefSeq, a predicted model, not a curated record